AAAAAAAUCAUUUUUACCAUAUUUUGGAUAAUUACCGUACUAAAAGACGUAUUUAUUCGUGCUUCAGUGAUGUAGAUCACGACAUCAUGGAACAACAGCACUCUGAGUCUGAGGCCUGCAUUUGGUGCUCUGCACCGCCAGAGAAUGCACAGAAGAAUUUCAGAGCUUACAUUUCUAUACCAACCCCGGAUUGGGCAAAUACGGCAAAUGAGGACAUGUCACAUUGUUUGGACUGUGUAAAGAUGUACCAUCGUGGAAGGGCUGUUGUUGUGGCGGAAAAGCCUGACAUUGAGCAAGCUCUCUUUCCCACUGAGGUGCAUAGACUGCAACAUUCCUUGAACGAAUGUUUGGUAGACCUAUCUACUGAACAUCAGGAUAUUUUUGAUAGUGAUAGUGAUAGUGAUGAUGCUUCUAAGAGUGAUGAAGAUAUGUUGGACAACUUCUGGGAAAACUCACAACAGGAAGCCUGCCUUCUACCAGUACCAAUGCAGGAAAUACUUUGGUUUCCAUUUUAUCUUCAGGAUGAAGAUGUCAAUGAGAUAUUUUGUCGUCUUAUGAAGGUGCUUCAUAGAAUUGAUCCACUUGUCACUGUUGUUGAUAAACCUCUUAGCGGAUUGUUUAUGUUAUUGAUUCAUCCAGAUAUUAGGAUAUCAAAUUGGGCGAACAAAUCAGUAGCACACCUUGGCAAUCAUGCAAUCGAGAGCUAUGAGCAAUUUACCCAUGCGAUCACUUUGAUGUUGUCAGUCAUAUCCUUCCGCUUAUUUGAAGAUCGCACACUUUUUUGUGAGGAAGCCCCGAGUGCUCGUCCCAUUUUAUCCUCGCAUUUGUUUCCUCAUAAACAGUUGGUUUACUGGCAAGGCUUAAGUUGUCUUUUGUGUUGGAUCAGUGAAGAGAACUUGAAUCAACUUGGAAGCGAAUUGCACUCAAAUAUCACCAGGAUUUACUCAACAACUCUUACAGAGAAUGAAUUUAAAAGUACUGAUGAACGCAACUCAUUUUGGCCAAAACUUUUGGGCUUCCAGCAACUCAUCGACAAAUUGGGAUUUCGUAUUUGGCAGUAUCUAAACGAUGCACCAGAUGUGGUUUUCAACAGUAUCUUUAACCAUCCAAGUGUCAGAAGUGCAGUCAGUCAUCUUAAAAUGAGACAUACAGCAUUGGAACACCAACCAGUAAACAGAGUGCAUGAGACAACUCCAUAUGCCUGGAUUAGACCAUUUGGGUCCUCAUUGUUGGACUAUGACUCCAUAGCUAAACAUUGUGUUACUAUGGUGCUAGACAUACUGACAAAUGAAAUGAAUGAAGCAUUGACUAAUCAGAUGAAAACUACAUCAAAUCAACCAAUAGGAAAUCGAGAACCUAGUCUCUACAUGCAGCAUUCAAUUUCAAUUUUGGUUGAGAUUCUGGAAAGUCUAAUUACAUGUAACUUUUUAUGUGUGUCAGUAACUUGCUUUGAAAAAUGUCUUAACAUUAUGGUGCUCUUCUUAAAAAAGUUUAUGCAACAGCAGGGAUCUUCUCAACAAUUUACAAGUUGGCAGUCAUCUCCACUGAGAUUUAUCAGAAACCUUCUGAACAUUUGUGUCAAAAAGAAGAUCUCUUUGACUGAAUCUCAGCUCUUAGUUAAAGAUAUUGAUUCAUGUACAAAUUUUAUGGAUGUUGACCAGAAUGUACUAAACAUGUGCAUACAAAAUUUUGUGGGACAGCUACAUUCUAUGAGAAUUGAAGAUACAGUUAAGGUCUACAAUGAUGAGGGUGCAAGUACUUCAACAGUAUUAGAAGAUAACAAAUAUGAUUGUACUGGUCCCUUUGAGCCUCUUGUUUCCAUUGAGGAUGAUUUUCCUGGGCAAAGUCCGGAUUAUAUGUUUGAAGAUUCAUCAAUAGCAAAUAAUGUGGAAGUCGAUGAAGUCAUUGUUAGUGGUUCAGACUCUGAAGACGAAUUGCCCGAGGCUACUGGAUUGUUGGAUGACAGAGUGAUGGACAAAAAGGAAGAAAUCCCAGACAAUGAUUUUUACGAGUCAAGUCCAGAUUUAAAUUUUGUAGAAUCAUUAAAAAAUGAACACCAGCAUUCUGUUGGAAUUGAAGAUAAAGUUAGGGGGGUCAGCAAUGAUGAAGGGGCAAGUACGUCUACAGCUUCAAAAGAACAUGCUAAGGAUUAUUGUAGUUGUCCUUUUGAGCCUUUUGUUUUCAUUAAGAAAGAAAUCCCAGACAAUAAUAUUUCUGAGCCAAGUCCAUCCAAGAACAUUGAUGCAGACAUUGAGCAUGUAAGGCAAGCACCCUAUACUAUGCAAGAUACGGCACCAGAUACUAUUCCAGAUACAUUUACUGAACAAAGUACUCUAUCAUAUAGUGAAGCCCAUUUUUCGCCGAAUACUGGUCUGGACCCUGCACAAGACACUGCAAUACAUUCUGCACCAUAUCUUGCAUUAGAUACUGUACCAUAUUCUUUACAAGACAGUACACCAAAUGCUGAACAAGACACACCACCAGAUUAUUUACAAGAUACUCUAUCACAUACUGUAAUGGAUAAUUCAUUAGAUACAUUAUCAAAUGAUGUAGCAGGAACUGUCAAAGACACUGCCCCACAUAUUUUAGACACUGGAGUUAACAGACUCCGGGAAUUGAUAAAAAUAAGUAAAGAAAAUACAAAAAAGGGUCAUCAGAUUGUACAACAUGUUAGAGAAGCUAAGGAGACAGUAGGUCUGACUACUUCUGCACUAGAUUUGACUUCAACACCAAAAAGGACUUCAAAACCUGUUGGUAUUGAUUCAAAAGUCAAAUCAAGUUCAAACGUUGUUGGGAGUAGUGCUACUCGAGCAAGUAAGUGGUCACUUGACAAACUCCGGGAUUCAUUAAAAACAACUGAAAAUAAACCUAUGAAUAUUAGUCAGUUUAUAAAAGUACAACAAACCAAGAGAGCUAAGAAGUGUAGAACGAACACAAGUUCAGCAGAAGGUCAGACAGUAAGUCAAGAUGCUCUUCAAGAUUCUUCAACAGAUUGUGUACGAGCAGCACCUGAUCCACCAGAUAUUGCACAAGAUGUUUUACCUUGUACUGUGAAAAAGUCUCUACUAUAUAAUGCAACAGUUACUAUAAAAGACAUUGCACUAGACACUGCACAGGAAACAUUUGAACAGGACACUGUAAAGAAAUCUGCAGCAAAUACUGUAACAGUUACUGAAGAAAGCAUACCGUAUACUAUUCAAGAUACUGUAUCAAAUAUCAAAGUAAAUGAUGCUUCAGAUACUUCAUCAGAUGAUGUACCAAGAAAUAACAAAGGUACCACCCCCCAUAGUUUAUCUCCUUAUAAAAUUUCACUAGACAAACUCCGAGAUUCAUUGAAAAAGACUGAAAAGAAAACUAUGAAUUUUAAUCAGUUUAUUAAAGUGCAGCAAGCCAAGAGAGCCACGGAAAUUAGACAGAACAGAAGUUUGACAGAAGGUCGAACAGUAAGUCAAGAUGCUCUUCAAGAUUCUUCAACAGAUUGUGUACGAGCAGCACCUGAUCCACCAGAUAUUGCACAAGAUGUUUUACCUUGUACUGUGAAAAAGUCUCUACUAUAUAAUGCACCAGUUACUAUAAAAGACAUUGCACUAGAUACUGCACAGGAAACAUUUGUACAGGACACUGUAAAGAAAUCUGCAGCAAAUACUGUAACAGUUACUGAAGAAAGCAUACCGUAUACUAUUCAAGAUACUGUAUCAAAUAUCAAAGUAAAUGAUGCUUCAGAUACUUCAUCAGAUGAUGUACCAAGAAAUACCAAAGGUACCACCCCCCAUAGUUUAUCUCCUUAUAAAAUUUCACUAGACAAACUCCGAGAUUCAUUGAAAAAGACUGAAAAGAAAACUAUGAAUUUUAAUCAGUUUAUUACAGUGCAGCAAGCCAAGAGAGCCACGGAAAGUAGACAGAACAGAAGUUUGACAGAAGGUCGGACAGUAAGUCAAGAUGCUCUUCAAGAUUCUUCAACAGAUUCUGUACGAGCAGCACCUGAUCCAUCAGAUAUUGCACAAGAUGUUUUACCUUGUACUGUGAAAAAGUCUCUACUAUAUAAUGCACCAGUUACUAUAAAAGACAUUGCACUAGAUACUGCACAGGAAACAUUUGUACAGGACACUGUAAAAAAAUCUGCAGCAAAUACUGUAACAGUUACUGAAGAAAGCAUACCGUAUACUAUUCAAGAUACUAUAUCAAAUAUGAAAGUAAAUGAUGCUUCAGAUACUUCAUCAGAUGAUGUACUAAGAAAUAACAAAGGUACCAACCCCCAUAGUUUAUCUCCUUAUAAAAUUUCACUAGACAAAAUCCGAGAUUCUUUGAAAAAGACUGAAAAGAAAACUAUGAGUUUUAAUCAGUUUUUUAAAGUGCAGCAUGCCAAGAGAGCCACGGAAAGUAGACAGAACAGAAGUUUGACAGAAGGUCAGACAGUAAGUCAAAUUCCUAUAGUAUAUUCUGUACCAAAGAAUUCACCAAUGUCAACAUCAAAAAGACCUGAACAAUGUCCUUUUAGUGAUUCCAAUGGUAAUUCAAGUUCAAUCGAUGUAUGUAGUACAGAUACUGAAGUAGAAUUAAACUUUUCAAGUUCAGUGAUGAAAACUAAAUCUAAAGUAAUUAGGCAGUCACACUUUAUAACAACUGAGCAAAGACAAAAAGCUGAGACAUUAACUACUCCAAUAAGCAAAUCAGGUUCUCCCAUUGACAACCAAGUUGCAUCUGAAAAGCAUAAUUCUUUGAUCAGUGAAACAGUAACACAAACAAAAAAUAUUCAUUCCAACCAAGUAGUCUUUGGAACUCAUGAGAAUCUGCAGGUCCAAGAAAAAAUUAUGAUGGAAGCUGCAGGAAGGUCUCACCAGCAAAUAACUUCCAAAAUUUUAAAAGAUGCAGCACCAGAUACUGUACAGGUUGCAGUGCCAGAUGCUGUACAAGAUGCAGUGCUAGAUACUGUACAAGAUGCAGCACCAGAUACCAUACAAGAUGCAGCGUCAGAUAUUGUGCAAGAUGUUGAACCAGAUACUGUAAAAGAUAAUUUUCUAUAUACUAUAAAAGGUGUUCUACCAGAUACAGUUCCUGGUACUGCUAAGUGCGCUGCACUAGAUCCUGUAGAGGACACUGCGGCAGAUCCCAUAAAAGAUGUUGCACCAAUUACUGCAACAUACACUGAACAAAUUAUUUUGCCGUAUACUGUUCACAAGUCUGUACAUGAAGCUGCAACAAAUACUAUGCCAGAUACUGUAGAGGUGAUUACAUCAGGUCUUCCCUACAUGUAUACACCAGACAGAAUCCGAGAUAUAAAAAACACAAAGACAGAGAAAAUCGAAAAUCUUACAAAGUUGAUUAAAGUACAGCAAGCCCAGAGAGUUGCGGAAAGUGGUGUAAAAAAAUCUCUGUUCAUUAGUUUUGAAUCAGUAGAAUGUGAAACAACAGCAAGUUCAACAUCUGAUUCUGAUGCAAGAAUUCAGACAUUGACAGAUGAUCUGACAGUUGUCCAAAGAGAACAAAGACAAGCAGUGGAGACAUUAAACCUACCAGCAAACAAAUCAGGAACAUUAAAUCCAGAUUCUCCCAUUGAUGAACAGAUUACAUCUAAAAGGCAUGAUAACCCUCCAAUCACUGAUGCAGAAAAUAUGUCUCUAAUCCAAGCAGUUCCUGGACCACAUAAGAAACUUUCAGAAACAGCUAUGAUUAAAGCUGCUAAUAGACCUCACCAGCAAAGAAAUCCCAAAACUCACCAGGCAGAAAAUUCUCCUGACCGAUUCAAAUCAAGAAAAGCAUCAUUUGCACAAGACCUUGAGGCAACUGAGUUACAAACCAGAUUUAUGUCUGUGACUCAACAAGAGAGAUUUCAUUCUGAUGUGCCCUCUGAGACAUUAGCCACCGGCUCGAUAACAACAGCUGUUAGCAAGGAGACCAGUUCAUCAUCUAAAGCUACUGCAGUUCAAAGUCAGUGUAAUCGUAUCAUUAACCUUGAUCAGCUUAUUGCCAUCGUGUUGUCCUGGGAUCCAAUGUGGCUUGACAAGCAAGAUUUCACCAUCAAAGACAUAAUCAAAAUGGAUCACUAUGUAAAACCUGACCAAAUUGGUGGGAAACUGAAGAGUGGCUUGAUGAAAGUUCCAUUGAGGUUUGACUCCAUCCAUUCCUACAUCAACAUCUUUGUUCCUCUGCUUUGUCUCGAAAGUUGGCACUACGUUCUUCAGGAAUAUAAAAAGAAUAAAGGAACCAAGGGUAACUAUAUGAGAAUGGACAAUGUGAUCAUGUCUGGACAUUUCUUAACAUGCAAACCAUCCCAAGGGAUUUCUAUGUUAGAGGUGAAGUUGCAAGUGAAGGUACCACCACAAAAGGAGAAAAAAUUCAUGACAUACAUUCGAAAAAACAAUAACAUACAAAUACUGGUUGUUACUAGUAUGAUGUCACGUCUUCAGCUUUUCAUGUGUUUCAAAAUUCUACAGAAGCACUUGUUGUCUGGGGAUAUUUUGUCUCCCGGCGUACCACCAGUACCACAGAUGAUUGCUAGCCCUCAACCAUCCAAUUUGAUAACGAAGCUGGAUGAGUGUCAGUCAGAAGCUGCUGAUAAGAUUUUUACUUGCAUGGAGACAGAGUUAAUGAUUCCAAGUAUCAGCCUACUACAUGGUCCUCCAGGGACUGGUAAAACACGGACCAUUAUCAACAUUAUUGAAAGAAUUUUGAAAAAAACAAGACCAGUAGACAACACCAGGCUACAUCAAAACAUCAAUAUGGAAAACCGUUCCAGAAUUAUUGUGUGUGCUCCAUCCAUUAUAGCUGUUGAUCGACUGAUGCUGAAAGUUGCAAAGAUGUGUUUGGAAGACGAGGAACAGUUUGGCAAUGGAAUACAUAAUCCAAAAUUCAACUGUGGUUCAUACAAUAUUGUGCGUGUGGGUAACAGUGUGGAUAACAGGUGUAUGCGAUACCAGCUCACCACUAUUGUAAACCAACAAAUGCAACAUGCAAUUAAAAAAGAUAACAAUGUGGAAAUUGCUAAUUGCCAGAAAAAGCUUGAUGAAGCAAUAUUACGCAGUGCAUGUUUAAAGCUCAGUUCUGAAGCAAGUCCGGUAGAGUGUAAACAAGCUGAAGACAAUAUAGACUGUUUAGAAAAAGAGUUAAAAGAUUUGAAGAAGAAAAGCAUCGAGGCAAUUGUUUCUGUAAAUAAACAAAAUAUGCAAAAAGAAAUACUUAAGCGUGCUGAUAUCAUUUUCUGCACUUUAAACGGUAGUGGCUCCACCUGUUUGAAUACACUUAAAACAAGUCGACAUCCACAUUUCAAGUAUGUGAUCGUAGAUGAGGCAUGCCAGUGUACUGAAUUAGACACACUGAUUCCACUACAGUUUAAAGUGUCUAAGCUACUACUUGUUGGUGAUCCUCAACAGCUCACAGCCACAGUGUUGUCAGAGAAAGCAAAAGAGUUUGGCUUUCAACAGUCUCUGUUUGAACGUAUGUAUAAAAACUUCAGAGGACAGCUGACUCUACAAAGGAACCCAGUGCACCUGUUGAGGACUCAGUAUCGAAUGCAUCCAGAAAUCUGCAGCUUUCCAUCAAAGCACUUCUACAAUAAUAAAUUAAAAACCUCUCUGCCUGAACCUACCAAAAGAAACUAUGACUCCUUUCCAUUUAGACCUUACUUGCUAUUUGACAUCAUAGAAGAUGGAAAAAGGUCAACAGACAAGGAUAUCAUAAACAAAGCAGAAUGUCAAAUGGUAUCCGCUUUAGUUUCGCUUCUGGUUGCCAUUGAGAAGUUUAGAAUUGGCAUCAUAACACUGUGUGAACAACACAAGAUUUUGCUGAACGAAAAAAUAAAAAGACUGACCAACACUGAUGAAAGUAUUGGGCAAAAUGUUGAGAUUUCUACUGUUGAUGGCUUUCAAGGGCAUGAGAAAGAUGUCAUUAUUUUGUUUUGUGUCAAAGCAAGAGGGAGCGGCAUUGGAUUUGUUGGUGAUUGUAACAGAAUGAAUGUUGCCCUUACUAGAGCAAAAAUGGCCCUCUACAUUGUAGGAUGCUUCAGGACCCUCCAGAAAAAUAAAGAUUGGGGAGAGCUACUGAGAGAUGCAAAGCAAAGGAAGCUGGUACUCCCUGUACGUGUUGGGCAAUAUGAUGAAGUUGCAGAACUGUGCAGGAAGGACCCUAGGUCUCCCAGUGGUAAAACCAGAAGAGAAUGUAGCUUUGAGAAAGAAGCUAAGGAAAAAGGAAAGCCUUUUGCAGAAGAUAAUGGGCAGGGAAAAUGUCAAGCGAAAAAGGCUAGGAAGGAAGAAAGGGUGCUAGAAGAAGGUACUGGUGUACAAACUAGAAAGGAAGGUAGCCAGAUAGGAGGGAGUGGGAAGGCAUGCCCAUGUAUAGGUUCUAAGGGCCAUAGUGUGGAGCCAAGGGAAACUUUGAAUCUUCCCUCCUCAAGUAGGAAUGUAGAAUCUACAUAUGGAAAGAAUGCUAAGGAGCUUGGUGAGGUCAUAAAAUCUGUAAGUUUAAAGCAUCAACAUGGCCCUCUUGUAAAGGAAAUCUCAGGUCUACUUCCAAACCCAGAUAGGAAACGAGGCAGAAGUAGUAGCCAAAUAGGAGAUCAGCAACAUAAAAGGCAGAAACGAAUUGGGACACAGGAUGGAGGUACAAUGCAGCAGUGUAGAAUUGACACCCAAGUUGUACAACCAUUGCAGAACCGUAAAAAGCAUGUUAGUUGUGGCGAUCUGCAGCCUAAUCUAAUGCAGGAGCAUGGGGAUGUCAUGCGUGGCAUUCAAGAGAGAGAACUAGUGCAGAAACGUAAAAGACAUAUCAGUGAUGGUGAUCAAGAGACCAGUCAAAGGCACCGAAAUGAAAGAAGUGGCAAUACUGUCAACCAGGAAUGGCAGGACACCCAGAGAGACAGAUCUUCAAAAAGAACUACCACUACCGUGACAGAACCGAAGCUACAACCACUCCAGCACGGAAAGAAGCGGAUAGCACACAAGCCCAGAGGACAGUCGUGUGGACCCACUUCAUCAUGCUUUGACAGAGAAGGCCAGGAACCAAAGCCACACAGAAAUGAAGGAUUUCAAAUUGAGGCAAGUAGAUCAAUGCAGUCAACAUGCUCCUCUGCUAGAGUUAAGCAAGUUACAUUUUCUGAAGAGACCCAAGUUCGUUUUAUUGAAAAAAAUGACAAGCUAGACAUGAAUGUGUAAACAAGUAAAUUCUCAUAUAAUUUUAUAUUUUAAAAAGAGGUUUGACAAUGUUUGUAUACUAGAUAUAUACAGUAUUUAUGUGUGUGCCGAAUGGUUAUUAAUCAAAAUGUUUUCUUUUUUAACAAACCAAUUAAUAUGUACUGACUUUUACUGACAUUUUCUAUGUUCAUUCAUCAUUUUCAGAGUGACGACACUGUUGUUAAUUGGUUUGUUAAAAUAGGAAUUUUCUUACAUCGUAUCUACAAAUGAGAUGAAUGUUUUCAACUAUAUUAGUAACUGUUCAAAUGUUUGGACUGUACCUAGGAGUAUGUUAAAAUCAACAUAUUUACAUUACACUUUGGAUUAAGUAUGUUAGAAUGAACCAGGGGCGAAUCCAGAGAUGUCCAAAAGGGGGGGGGUGCGAAAUCGGGCUGAAAGUUGUGCCGAUAGAGACAACACUGUUCUAGGGGGUCUGGGGUCAUUCCCCCACAAAAUUUUCGUGUUCUAGACGCCCGAAAAUAACAUUUGAGGCGUUCUGGGCUAUCAUUUUUUCUUUUUGUUUCUUUUUUCUUUUUUUUUCUUCCCAAAAAGGGGGGGGGGGCCGCAAAAUCUGCCCCUGGUGAACAAAAUAUGUUAUAGGCAGAUGAGGACAAAUACAUUGUUCUGUUGCUCAACAGCUGUGAUUAGAAUAUCAGGGUCGGUCAGCCAAGGAGAAAUUAUUAUAUUUUUCUGUACUAUAGUGGACUUUUCUUUUAAGCCCCUUCCCUUAUAUUGUUACUAUUUCCACAAAACGACAUUAAGGAGCUUUCGAUUGCACGACGACGGUAGGACGUACAGUAGAACGUAAUGACCUCACUAAAAGUCAUUUGCGCAUGCGAGAACGUUAAAGUCACCUCGUCGAGUAGAUUCUGCAGAGAAUGUAGGAUGCCAGGUAGGACGGUCACGCAUGAGCGAUUCCGUUCUAGCGUCGCAUCGUCGCACUAAUCAAAAGCUCCGUAAUGUAAAAACAUAGGUAAACAUGUAUUUGUGAGGCAACACAUUUGCUUGUUGGACGUGCGAGUAUUUCUAACACUGUUCUGAUUGUUCAGUUGCUAAGUUGACACAGAGACCUCAGAAAGAUCAAUUGUGUAUUAGUGUAUAUAAAUGUAUAACUCAUCUUGAAUGCAAGUAAUAUUAGUGGAUGGCUAUCCAUUGCAGUAGCAGAUCCAGGAUUUUUUCACUGGGGUCGGAGAUAUACAGUACGUAGUAAUCAUGGACUUAUGGUCAUUGGCGUACUAGAAGUCUUGAAAUGGGGGUGCUGAUGCAGGGGGUGCAAAGGUGAAGUGGGGGGGCCCGCUCGAUUAUCAGUUGAGGGGCGCUAAUUCACAAAAUAAGGUGAUUUUUAACUACUUGACCGUGAUUUGGGGGGUGCGUCUUUGGUAGCAAGUAAUUUUUGGGGGUGAGGGUGUGCGCACCCCACUAGAUACGCCACUGCUUAUGGUCUAAUGGGUGGGUUGGUGUGUUACCUAUUACUGCAUAUCCCUUAUCUAAAUGAUUUCAGCCAGUGGUGUAACAAUCAGUCACGGAGUAAGAAAAUGUUGGGCCCUAUGUUUAUUAUAUCUCGAUUUGCAGUGCCAUGAAAUUAUCUAAGGAUCCCCUUCAAAGUAGAAUAUAUGCCCUACCAGGAAUUACAUUGUUUUCAUUUGCUAUUUUUAGGUGUAAAUAUCUAUUAGAUCUGUUAAAGCAUGCUGUGUCUUUGGUGCCCCUUUGGACUUGAUGCCUGGUGCUCAAGAGAACCCAUAAGCAUUCAGCGCCACUGUUUCAGAGUUGGUUAGAGAUUUUUUGGCUAGUGGGGGCUUGCGCCCUCAUUAUCCACACUAGAUCUGCCACUGAUGAGUAUGUAAUGUAGUUUUGUAUUGAUUUUUCUAGUUUGAUACUGCUAUCUUUCAAUUAUAAGCCAGAGUCACAUCGAUUUACCCCCUCAUUUAUCUCUGUAUAUAAUGAUCAUAUAGUGGGUUUGGUGCUGUUCAUGUCAAUUUCCCUAAACGAGAUGUGGGAAUGACAUAGGGAUGGGCAUGGGCAAAAUUUCAUGGUCUGAAAGUCUUGUGACACUGGCAUUAUGGCUCUUUUGCCUGCAGUAUUUGUAUAGAACGGUCUUCACACUUUUUAACUUUUGAUACAUUUUAUAGCUCUUUUGCAUGCAGUAUUUGUAUAGAACGAUCUUCACACUUUUUAACUUUUGAUACAUUUUAUGGCUCUUUUGCCUGCAGUAUUUGUAUAGAACGAUCUUCACACUUUUUAACCUUUGGUACAUUUUAUGGCUCUUUUGCCUGCAGUAUUUGUAUAGAACGGUCUUCACACUUUUUAACUUUUGGUACAUUUUAUGGCUCUUUUGCCUGCAGUAUUUGUAUAGAACGAUCUUCACACUUUUUAACUUUUGAUACAUUUUAUAGCUCUUUUGCAUGCAGUAUUUGUAUAGAACGAUCUUCACACUUUUUAACUUUUGAUACAUUUUAUAGCUCUUUUGCAUGCAGUAUUUGUAUAGAACGGUCUUCACACUUUUUAACUUUUGAUACAUUUUAUAGCUCUUUUGCCUGUAGUAUUUUUAUAGAACGAUCUUCACACUUUUUAACUUUUGAUACAUUUUAUAGCUCUUUUGCCUGCAGUAUUUGUAUAGAACGAUCUUCACACUUUUUAACUUUUGAUACAUUUUAUAGCUCUUUUGCCUGUAGUAUUUUUAUAGAACGAUCUUCACACUUUUUAACUUUUGGUACAUAGUUUAGCUUUUGUUUUUAUAUGCAUGCCCAUCAUAGACUUAAUGUUAACUACUGUAUUUUUACUGUUGUACUGUAAAGUAUCUGCCAUUAAAUGUACCUGAUAACAAAAGA
Molecule: messenger RNA, 11992 nt
Organism: Anneissia japonica
Lineage: Eukaryota; Metazoa; Echinodermata; Crinoidea; Comatulida; Comatulidae
Exons: 26
Coding region: 87-9146 (3019 amino acids)
Biological process (GO): termination of RNA polymerase II transcription
Cellular component (GO): nuclear body
Molecular function (GO): helicase activity; transcription termination site sequence-specific DNA binding
Source: RefSeq, a predicted model, not a curated record